Molecule: messenger RNA, 1755 nt
Organism: Acyrthosiphon pisum (pea aphid)
Lineage: Eukaryota; Metazoa; Arthropoda; Insecta; Hemiptera; Aphididae
Exons: 10
Coding region: 1-1755 (584 amino acids)
Molecular function (GO): protein binding
Source: RefSeq, a predicted model, not a curated record
AUGGCUACCAUAAUGGAAACCAAUAAACCAGAACAAUAUUUUAUUGGAUUUGAUAUUGAUGAUGAUGUAUUGAAAAUUAUUGAAAAUAAGAAAAAAUCAAUAAAAAUGGAACUAAAUAAAGAAACAGGUGAACCUAUGGAAGUAGAAGAGCUAUCCAUUGAUAAUAAAAAGAAACAGUCUACAUCAUGUAGUAUUUCAGAAUCAAUGAAUACAUCUUCAUCUACACCUGAAUACAUAUCUGAAGACUGCCAAGCUAUUCAAUCUAGUGCAUCACCAAAAGUUUCUUCUUCAAAACUUAAGGAAAUUUGUAUAAAUAACACGAUAAUUAAAAGACGGAAUUCUGAAAUUGUAACCCCUUUCGCAUCCAUGCAAUCAUCCAAUUACAUGGUUAAAGCAUUGGUACAUGUUUUUAAACAUUUGGAAACGCAUGAUCUGUUAUCAGCUUCUAGAGUAUGUACCACCUGGCAUACGGUUGCAAUGAAUAAAUACUUAUGGCAGAAUGUUAAUUUAAAGAAUUCUAUGGUCCAUGACUGGGAAAGGUUUGUUGACUCAAUCGCUCAACAAAGAACUGAUACAUUAGACACUAGACGUAUGUUGAUGCCCUCUAAAGUUGAAGAUUUCAAAUGUUUUUGGUUGCGAUUUUCAAAUUCAAUAAAAAGAGCAAAAAGGUUAAAAUUCAUUGAAUUGUAUGGAUGUCCUGUUCAUGUAGUUGAAGAUAUUAUUUACUCAUUACCUGAAAUUAAAGUACUUAAUGCUACUACAAUAAGAAAUCCAAAUUUCACUAAAGUGAAAAAAAAUCCCAAUGAUUUAAUGUACCUGAACUUGAAUCAUUUGGGACAAAUGACGAUGCUGACAGAGAUAAAACUCAAAGGAUUAUCUGGAAUAAAAUUGACUGCAUUGCCAUCAUUUGAAAAUUUAAGAAAUUUGAAUAGAUUUUCAUUAACCUCUAUUCAAGCAUUUCCAAAAGACAUCUAUAAGAGUUUGAAUACCAUUACUGAUAAUAUUGAGUUUUUUGAAAUUGGCGAUUGUGAAUGCUUGACAAAGGAUUUUGCCGUGUCACUAAAAAGAUUUGUCAAUUUGAAAACAUUGAGAUUAGAAAAUUGCUAUAAUAGAUGGCAUCAAUCUGCACGGGAUGUUUUUACUGUCAUUAGAGGUCUUGAAAAGCUCAAUGUUCUGGAAUUGGUAAACAUAGAAUUCAGUAUUUGUGUCGAAGAUGAAUUGAAAAAAUGUGAUGGUAUUAAAGCUUUACUGAUUAUUCCUGAUUAUGCGAGAAAUUCUGCAUUUACUAACUGCCACCUGAUUGACUGUCUAAAGGAACUCUCCAAGACAUUAACACACUUGGUUUGGGUAUUGACUUUUGAAUUACUCCAUCUUACAGACCUAUUUAAAACUGAACAUCGACCGAACCAGCAUCCUUAUGGUUCUAAUUUAGAAUUAUCCCUUACUAAUGAAACAACCUACAAUAUACCUAUACUCAGAACAAUAAAUCCCGAACAGCGACCAGGAGAUGAGGUACAUUAUUUUGAUAUACUUUCAGUUCCUGCUCUAGAGAAAUUCUGGUCAACGGCCUCAAAAAUCUAUGUAAAUGAAAGGCUCACCAAGAAUAGAAGAACAUUGUUUUCAAAAACCAGACUGGCUUGCAAGGAAAAAUGGUACAAAUAUGUUUGGGUUAAUAACGCGGAAAUACUGGUUAAAAAGGAUGAUGGUGAGAAAACUCUAAGAAUCAAGUCUGACAAGGAUAUAAAUAAGUUGUAA